This is a messenger RNA of Populus nigra (black poplar), 2378 nucleotides long. RefSeq names its product transcription termination factor MTERF15, mitochondrial. The record is from RefSeq and is a predicted model, not a curated record. Gene Ontology annotation, biological process: regulation of DNA-templated transcription. Bases 158 to 1483 code for a protein of 441 amino acids. Gene Ontology annotation, molecular function: double-stranded DNA binding. The transcript has 2 exons. Lineage: Eukaryota; Viridiplantae; Streptophyta; Magnoliopsida; Malpighiales; Salicaceae.
UGCCCAGGACGCCCAAGCGGCUCUAAAAUUCCCAAACAACAAUCGAGGCAUCGCCAUAAGACCGAACAGCUUUCUGCUUAGAGGUUCCUCCUCAGUUUUUCAACUGAACUUGGUCUCUCUGCACUGUAACAGACCCGAGCUUGAGGAUCCUCUAUCAAUGGUUCGACCAACAGAAACUCUUCAUCACCUCACUGCAUCCGCCCCAGCACCCUUUAAACCAAAACCCCGUUUCUUGUCCUCAAAUCAAUCCCUCUACAGGAAGCAAAUUUCCCUCUCCACUCUCCUUCAGAGGUACGGUUUCCCUCCCUCUCAGCUACAAACUUUCCUUUCUCGAAAUCAUUUUCUUUUGAAUUCCAAUUUACAUGAUACGGAGAAAUCCCUUGGUAUGCUCACAUCAUCCUUCAAGAUUCCACAUAAAUCCGUUGUUUCUUUGAUCAUUGACUGUCCCGGGGUGUUGGACUUUGAUUUCUUGAAGAGAUGGGAAUUUGGUUUGUCAAAAUUUGCAGAUUUGGGUGUUCCUCCAUUGCUCAUCAAAACUGUUUUGGAGCAUUCUAAGAAAUUCCAGAUUGACCCAGAUAGGUUUAAUGAGACUUUGAAGGUUUUGAAGGGUUUAGGGUUUAGUGAAAGUACUACGAGGAGGGUUUUAGAGGGUUUUCCUGGAGUGAUUGCUUUGAAGGAAUGCGAAAUACAUAGGAGAAUUCAAUUCUUGAUGCCAAUUGGAAUUCAUAGAGAUGGAGUUGACCGCGUUUUCAAUUCAUUUCCUGAGGUUUUAGGGUUUGGAAUUGAAAAUAGGCUAAUGCCAUUGCUCAAUGAGUUUAAGGAUUUGGGUUUUAGUGAAGAGUUGGUUAGGAAAGAGAUUAUUAGAGAGCCUCGGAUUCUCGGUAUGGAAGUAGGUGAACUCUCGAGGUGUUUGGACUUGAUUAGGUCUUUGAAAUGUCGAGAACCGAUCAAAUUGAAGAUUUUUAGUAAGGGAGCAUUUAGAGCUGGGUUUGAAGUGAAACUUAGAGUCGACUGCUUAUGCAAACAUCGGUUGAUUCGCAGAGAAGCUUUUAAGAUAUUGUGGAAAGAGCCAAGGGUAAUUUUAUAUGAAAUAGAUGACAUUGAGAAGAAGAUUGAUUUUAUAGUGAAAACGGUGGGAUUGAAUGUCGGUUGUUUGGUUGAUGUUCCAGAGUAUCUGGGUGUGAGUUUUGAGAAGCAGGUUGUUCCUCGAUAUAAGGUAAUAGAGUAUUUGCGUGCAAAAGGUGGACUUGGUGAUGAGGUAGGAUUGAAGGCCAUGAUCAAGCUAAGUAGGCUUAGAUUCUAUAAUCUUUAUGUUAAGCCAUAUCCAGAAUGUGAAAAAAUGUUUGGAAGGUUUUCAGGUGAUGUUCAAGUUAAAAACCAACAUCCGGCUGGAUUAUGGAAGCUUUUGAAACCCCAACAAAGGGAUCCUGACUCGAAAGAAGAUGUGAAGAACAUGAAGUCUUUCAUGGAAGGACUUGUUUAGCAAAGAAGGAUGAUUUGCUAUAUGCAGCUUAGGGUGCAGUUGAGUGGACUCUUGUUCUUGUAAUUUUAGGCGAUGGAAAAUUUGUUCAAUUGUAUUUGGCCUGUUGUUCUCUGGAUGCAUGAUGGGGGGACUUUGUUAGAAAAAUAUGGUUCUCAAAAUCAUCGGAUUGGCACUUGAUACCCAAUUUUCAGAAUGCCUGGACAGCACACAAGGAAUUCCAGUUCAUUAGUGGAAAUAUUUAGUCAAGAGAGACUCGUGCAUAUAAAAUUUUAUGUGUGGACGGGCUAGCAUGUGUUUGUACUUUGGGCUCUGGAGGUUUGUUUCAUUAAUUAUGGAUUAUGGCUAAGCAAUUCAGCAAAAUAUUUGGUUGACAAUUCACAGGUUGUUAUAAGCUGUGAAGCACGGAAAUUGUUCAAGUUAUUCUUGAAGUUGAUUUUCAACUGAUCAUGCAGAUUGGUGUGCACUUGCAGCUCUCAGCCAUCAUGCACUGGAACUUCUUACUCAGGACUGGAUUAUUAAAAUGUGACGCGAACAGGGCAGGCAAUGACCGCCAUGAUAUGUGAAGUACAGCUACAAGCAAGGUUCGAGUAUCCUAACCUCUACUUUUUUCUGAAACAUCUGCCGAUUUGCCUGGCUUGGUUUCGAGCUCACUGUUUGGAGACAGUAGGUCAAUACCUUAACUGAGAGUGUCAAUGACUCACUAAUGUCUUGUAUUAACUGUCACGAUUGUGAGAACCUUGAUACACUACUGAUCCAUCUAUCUGUUUGUUUGUAUGUUCUCUUUUUCUGGGUGCCAAAUAAUAUUUUGUAUUUGUUCAGUUUCAGCAAGGGUUAUGAUGUUGUACAAAUUAAACUGCUUAUAUUUCAAAAACUAUUUGUCGCCAAGUUUGCGAAA